Molecule: messenger RNA, 3656 nt
Organism: Plodia interpunctella (Indianmeal moth)
Lineage: Eukaryota; Metazoa; Arthropoda; Insecta; Lepidoptera; Pyralidae
Gene: slif
Product: slimfast
Exons: 11
Coding region: 323-2191 (622 amino acids)
Biological process (GO): L-ornithine transmembrane transport; L-arginine import across plasma membrane
Cellular component (GO): plasma membrane
Molecular function (GO): L-arginine transmembrane transporter activity; L-lysine transmembrane transporter activity; L-ornithine transmembrane transporter activity
Source: RefSeq, a predicted model, not a curated record
CCUUGAUAUUCAAGUCGGUACAAAUUUAUAUAAAAACAAAUGCAUACCCACGGCCCAAAAAAAAUUGUCCCGCAUUUCGAUGUAAAAUUGUAAAGUAAUACCAUAGAAAAUUAUUGAUUCAGUGAGAGAACUGUCGGCGCGGACGCAGGUCGUGCGCGGCGCAUUUUCUUCGCCAUUUUAUAUCGUUGCGCGCGCACUUGUGAUUGGUUUAGUGGUAUUUUAGUUGUUGAGAUUGGUGCUUUUUUUUCUUGAUUCUAACUAGUUGUUGAAGAAAUUUUGUGUUUUUUAAAAAUAAUAGGGCAGUUAUCCUGAGAAGACCCAAAUGGGUUGUGCACGAAUACUGUCAGCGCUGCGCCGCUGUAAAAGCCAGGAGACCGACAGCACAGCAACACCUUUAGCCAGGUGCCUAGGCCUACUUGACCUGACUGGCUUGGGGGUGGGCAGCACCCUCGGUCUCGGGGUGUACGUGCUCGCUGGCUCCGUGGCGAAGAAGGAAGCUGGACCAGCUGUGACGCUCAGUUUCCUCGUCGCCGCCAUUGCUUCGGCUUUCGCUGGUCUAUGCUACGCAGAAUUCGCUUCGCGAGUCCCAAAAGCGGGCUCGGCGUACGUCUACAGCUAUGUCAGCGUCGGCGAGUUUAUCGCUUUCACUAUCGGGUGGAACCUCAUUUUGGAGUACGUCAUCGGGACUGCCAGUGUUGCCAAGGGCAUGGCAAAUUACAUCGACAGCCUCUGCAAUAACACCAUAAGGAACACCAUGAUGGAGGUGGCUCCGAUGAAUAUCUCCUUCAUGGCAAAGUAUCCUGAUUUCUUCGCGUUUGCGCUCGUUAUGUUAAUUACGAUUCUCCUGUCCUUCGGGGUGAAAGAGUCCACGAAACUGAACAAUGUGUUCACCGUGCUCAACUUGCUCACCGUCAUUAUUGUCAUUGUGGCUGGUGCCAUUAAGAGUGACCCAGCGAACUGGCGGAUACCCUUAUCAGACAUACCUCCAGAAUACCAAGACAAAGCUGGUACUGGUGGCUUCAUGCCUUUUGGCAUGGCGGGCGUCAUGGCCGGCGCCGCCAAAUGCUUCUUCGGCUUCGUCGGCUUCGAUUGCGUGGCCACCACUGGGGAAGAAGCGAAGAACCCCAAAAGAGACAUCCCAUUGUCUAUCGUGUUCUCGCUGAUCAUCAUCUUCGUGUCAUACUUCAGUGUCGCCACGGUCCUGACUAUGAUGUGGCCAUAUUAUUUGCAAGACGCUGACGCCCCGUUCCCGUACGCGUUCGGGCGGACGGGGCUGGAGGCCGUGAAGUGGGUGGUGACGGUGGGCGCCGUGUUCGCGCUGAGCACGAGCUUGCUGGGCGCCAUGUUCCCGCUGCCGCGCGUGCUGUACGCCAUGGCCUCGGACGGCGUGCUGUGCCGCGCGCUGGCGCGCGUCAACGGCUGGACCCAGACGCCCGUGCUGGCCACGAUACUGAGCGGACUCCUCGCUGCCCUGAUGGCGGCGGUGUUCGACCUGGACCAGCUGAUAGACAUGAUGUCGAUCGGUACGCUCCUGGCCUACACCAUUGUGGCUACCAGCGUGCUUAUUCUCAGAUACGAAGAUACGGACGAGGUGUCCCGCAGCCUGCAGUCGCACAAGCCGAGGUCGCAGACGCCGCAGUCGGUGGCGCGCCAGACCUUCAACCUGCUGGGACUCAAGCAGCCCAACUUGCUCUCCGCCACCAUCGCUAAAGUCACCAUUUUGUUGUUGUUCGUGCUGGCGCUGGUGACGUGCGUGCUGCAGCGCGCGGGCGCGCGCGGCGCGGCGCUCGGCGCGCUGCUCGCCGCGCUGCUCGCCGCGCUGCUCGUGCUCUAUCGCCAGCCGCGGCACAGCGUGCGACAUCUCAGCUUCUCGGUGCCGCUGGUGCCGCUAGUGCCGUACCUGAGCGUGUGCAUGAACCUGUACCUCAUGGUGCAGCUCGACCAUCAGACCUGGGUGCGCUUCAUCGUGUGGCUGGUCGUCGGUUACCUGAUAUAUUUCUGCUACGGCAUCAGACACAGCUCGUUGAAUAUCAAAGAAAUUCCCACGGCGCAGACGCAAAACGGCAAGGCUGGUCUCGACCACGUCACGCCCGGAGAUAAAAUGGCUAAUGGAAAUGGGACACAUUCGGAGAAACCUCUCAAAAUCGACAGCCUUAUAGAGGAAAAGCAUAAUAUGACUACUAAGUUUUGAUUUAAAAAAAAUGGUACCUGUUAGUGUGAGUAUUAAUGCAAACAAGAGAAAAGAGAAAAUUUGCAAAAUUGCGCAAUCAUCGGAAAAAAAAUUGUUCCAUAUACACGAAAAAAGUAUAAUGUAAAUUGUCUUUUUUAUAUAGCGAGCUAGGCCCCAUUGCUACGCUGCGCUCCGUCGUCCUCAGCCACGUUGACCGAUCAACGCUGAACAACACAGAAACUGCACGGAGCCGCAACGUGCUGCGUCGACGCAACUGAAUACGACUGAGCAAUGGUGCCUCGCUCCAAGACGAAAUUGUUUCUGUAAAACAAACUCUAACUUACGAUUUUUAAGUUACGAUUUUAUCAUGCAAAGAUUUCACAAAUCUAUAUACGUAAGAUAUUGUUUUUAGAUAUUAUAUUUUUGUAUAUAUAUUUGGAAAAAUCUACCUAAAAGUACUUAAGACUAUAUACAUGUAUAAUAUAUUUUAUAAUUUGAAUAAUAUAUAUUUAGCUAAGUUAGUAAAAUAUUUUGAGAAAUUACGCUGAAACAGGGACUUUCCUAUUUAUGUAGGUAAUUACUGACAAUGUUAGAUAAGUAGAUAUUAUUAUAUUAUAUUAUUUAUAAACUGAUUUAGAAAGAGACAAUCACUUUACGAUACGAGGUAAGUUAUAAGAAAGAGAUAGCGAUAAAACUAUAAACGUGUGUUAUCAGCAGUAAUUCAUGUCGCCUAAAGGCAACUGACAUGACUAACGACUACCUAUCGCCAUCUAGUGGCAAGUAGUCGCAUACGCACUAUUGAACUAAAUAGUCAACCAGUACACAAGUUAGACUGUCUCUUUUGAAAAAAUAUUUUUUACCUAAGCAAAUUAUAAAAUCAAUUUUUAUCAUUUGGGCAAAUUUGUUUUGCAACACUAUUGGUAAACUUUCAGAUGGUGUGAAAAAUGAAUCGCUUUCUCUCUGUCACUCGCUUGCAUGAAUAUAUCUCUAUCGCAUUUUAAUUAUUGAGAUAACGUGUGAUGGAUAUAUUUGUAAAUGAGAGACAAUCGUUAUGUAAUAGUUGUAUGAUAUGUAGACAAUUGUGUAGAUUGUUGUGAAAACAGGAAUGUAUAUAUUUUUCUAUUUAAAUCGAACCACGUCUAACUGCGCGGCAAUGUGGACCGACAUUUUGUAUUUCAGGAAAAUAUUUCUUUAAACUAAUAAUGUUCAUACAAAAUAUUAAUUUAAUCAAGAAUAUUUUUACAAUUUAUAUAUUGAACUUUGUAGAGUUUGCUUGAGAGUUCACUUUGGCUUGACAUUAGAGCUCCCAUAUCAUAGCAUAUUCGCUGGGCAGGUAGAUGUGACUAGAAUUUUGUCAACAAUGUGAUAUAUCGUGAUUGUUUGUGUGAUUUUAAUUAUAGCAUUAAUACAUAAGUAGUUUUAGGAAAUAACAAACUGUGAUGCCUUUGAUAAGUCGAUGCCUUGAGAUAAAUAUAUAUAAUAAAAA